AUGCACAGUCAAUCGUUUUAUAACUCUGUGCGGGUCAAUUCCACGCGGAGACGCCUGUUAAUAAACUGCUUGAACGCCCAUUUCUAUAGUAGUACUGCCGCAAAGAAGCCAUUCGACAUCCUGUUCUUCGGUCGCGACGAAUUCUCUUGUAACGUCUUCAAGCAAUUGCAUGACGCCCGAGAUGUUUGGAAGUCCAUCUCAAUCGCUACUAACCCAGACGUGAAAACUGGUCGACGGGGUUCUCAUUUGUCAAUUUCUCCACUUAAACAACUUGGGGAAUCUCUCGAGGUUCCAGUUCACACUAUACCACGACGAAAGGUUGACUUCAGGGAUUGGAUGCCUCCUCCACCAUUUACGAAUACCAACGAAGCCCACUUCUCUGACCCUGCCAGUGAAACUCGUCUUCUUGUCACUGCUUCCUUCGGACGUAUUCUCCGCCCUUCGCUCUUGCAUGUCUUUCUACCAGGUCAGCGACUUAAUGUUCAUCCAAGCUUACUGCCUGCAUAUCGAGGUCCGGCGCCCAUCCAAAGAGCUUUGAUGCGAGGAGAAAAUGUGACAGGUGUGUGCGUUAUUGAUAUGAUGGAGAAGAAGGAAGGGAUUGAUGCGGGAAGCGUGUGGGCCUGCAAGAGCAUGGUUGUUCCAGAAAACGCGACAUUUCCUUUGAUGUCGGUAGAGCUGGCCCGAAUAGGAGGAGAUUUACUCGUCACAGUACUUCGGGAUAUGUUACUAGGAAAGGCUAGCAGCAUUCCGCAACCUCCAGUCUCAUCUAUCACACCACAUGCUUCUGCAAUAUCCGCUUCGGAUGCACGAGUUGCUUUUACGUCCCAAACUGCGUUGGACAUAGUCCGACUUUCUCGCGCCAUUUCACAUCAACGUCCUAUCACGACUACGAUGCCCGAUGGACGCACUCUUCAGCUGCACCAUCUCAGUGUCUCCAAGAGCCAUGAUGACUUGAGUCCUGUCGAGCCUGGUUGGGCAAUGUAUUCGCCGCACACACGCACAAUACUUAUAAAUUGUGCUGACGGGAAGUGGCUGAGUGUUUUAAAGUUAAAAUCACAAGAUCGUGCCCUUCUGACUGCGAAGGAAUGGUGGAAUGGGGUUAAGGGGCUAGGUGUGCUGCACGAGGGUAUGCUGAAACUUCUCUAG
This is a messenger RNA of Suillus plorans, 1146 nucleotides long. Its product is annotated as Formyltransferase. Gene Ontology annotation, molecular function: methionyl-tRNA formyltransferase activity. Gene Ontology annotation, biological process: conversion of methionyl-tRNA to N-formyl-methionyl-tRNA; biosynthetic process. NCBI's taxonomy places the organism in Eukaryota, Fungi, Basidiomycota, Agaricomycetes, Boletales, Suillaceae. Gene Ontology annotation, cellular component: mitochondrion. The transcript has 6 exons. The coding region runs from base 1 to 1146 and encodes 381 amino acids. The record is from RefSeq and is a predicted model, not a curated record.